Molecule: messenger RNA, 482 nt
Organism: Prorocentrum cordatum
Lineage: Eukaryota; Dinophyceae; Prorocentrales; Prorocentraceae
Source: the annotation of a GenBank genome assembly
GGCGCCACGCAACAGAGCCCUUCUGCUUGGACGACCACGACCACAAGGCCUUCUGCGCUGGCCUGAACGAGUCAGACCUAGCGAGCAUUCAGCCCGAGCUGCUGCCAGGCGCAGACGGGUUCCUGGAGGCGCCGCCGAACGCGAACCUCGGGCUGCUCUUCGAACCAGAAGAGUUCGUGACUGAGCUCAAGCGCCAGCUCCUGGUGCCAGUCUACGAGUCCGAGCACCACUGCCCGUGCUGCGACGGCGUGUGCGACAGGCACGGCCGCCACUCUCUCUGCGCGGGCGCUGGGGACCGCGUGUUGCGACACAGUGCCGCGCGGAACCUGGUCGGCUGCUUCGCUUCUUCGGCCGGCUACAACCCAGAACUGGAGCGCCCAGGGCUCUUGCCGCCCCGGCCCGACAGCACUCAGGCGCACGAAGCGACCGAGCGCGAGCACUUGGACACGGAGGCCCAGUGCAGGCGGCAGGGGAUCCUGUUC